CACCUGGAAGUAAAGAACAAGCUGAUGGGUGGCAGGCACAGGGGGAAGCUUUGCCACUAAAGGAGGGAGAGACAAAGCGCUGACAGUUUUGAAAAUGUACUAGAAGCUCAAACCCAGUGCUUUAUGGAUUUUUUUUUUUAAUUUAUUCCUGCAACCAAAUUGGAAUAACUGGACAACUGCUUCUGCUUGUGACACACCGAUGAAUGGAACAGAAAUGACCCAUCUGAUGCUCUUUUCAUCGAUAUCUGCACAGACAGCCGAGUGUCAGAGAGCACAUUCCCAGAGCUGAAACCUACUUUGCUCUUAAAUAUGAUGAGUUUUUGUCGUGGUUUAAUUUAAAUUUAAAAAGAAAACAACAACAAAACCAAACACAAGUGCACCCGUUGCAGGAAUUCCGGCUUGUCGGCUAUUUUAGUUCGUGUUACUUUCACUAUUUUGCGAAAGGGGACAUAAAAAGGAAGGAAGGAGAGAGAAAGAACGACAGAGAAGGAGGGGAGAGAGACUUAUACAACUUGAGUUUCUUGGCAACUGCCAGUUGUUGUCAGAGGCAGCUGACAAGGAAGUGAAGAGCCAACAUGGUUCGGUGGUUCCAUAGAGGCAUCACAGGCCAGCAGGCCGAGGAAAUUCUGAAGACUCGAGGCAGUCAUGGCAGCUUCUUGGCUCGACCCAGCAAGAAGAAUGCGGGAGAUUUCUCUCUGUCUGUCAGGGUGGGUGAUUCGGUGACCCACAUCCGGAUCCAAAACACAGGAGAUUACUAUGACCUGUAUGGCGGAGAGACGUUUGCCACCCUGUCAGAGCUGGUGGAAUACUACACAGCAGAGAACGGCAUGCUGCAGGACAAGGAUGGCACCACCAUCGAUCUCAAAUACCCCGUCAACUGUUCCGACCCCACCACAGAGAGGUGGUACCAUGGCCACCUGCCUGGGCCAAAUGCAGAGAAGCUCCUCGUUACACGAGACGAGCCGGGGACCUUCCUGGUCAGAGAGUCACUGUCCAAACCUGGAGACUUUGUCCUGUCUGUUCUGACAGACGAGAGAAGCAAAACAGGGGGGAAAAGGGUCACCCACAUCAUUAUAAUGUGCCAGAAUGACAGGUAUACCGUGGGAGGUUCAAAGAUGUUUGAUACACUGACAGACCUGGUGGAUUACUUCAAAAGCAAAGGCAUCGAGGAGGUCUCUGGGAACUGGGUGCAUCUCAAACAGCCAUUUUACUCCACCAGAGUGAAUGCAGCAGACAUCGAGAGCAGAGUGAAACAGCUGGAUCAGAAAACACAAAAGCAGCAGGAGGGUGAAGAAGCGAAGAGCAAGGCGGGCUUCUGGGAGGAAUUUGAUGCUCUACAAAAGUUGGAUGGCAAGGUGAAAAAGGGCAGAGAGGAGGGUCAAAGACCUGAGAAUAAGCACAAAAACAGAUACAAGAACAUUCUUCCUUACGACGACACCAGGGUCGUCCUGCAGGACGCUGAUCCCAGUGUUGUGGGUUCAGAUUACAUCAACGCCAACUACGUGAGCAACUUCCUGUGGGAGUCUGGAGGUCAGAAAGUUUACAUCGCCGCCCAGGGGUGCCUAGAAAAAACUGUCAGUGAUUUCUGGCAGAUGGUGUGGCAGGAGAACACAAGAGUGAUCGUCAUGACGACAAGAGAGGUUGAGAAAGGGCGGAAUAAAUGUUUUCCAUACUGGCCUGAGCUUGAUAGCUUCAAGGAGGUGGGGCCCUACGUGGUGACCUGUAAAUCAGACAGAGAAGCUGCUGAUUAUAAAGUCCGAGUUUUGGAGAUUGCUCCUGUAAACCAGUCGGAAAACUCUCGUGAAGUCUGGCACUACCAGUACCUCAGCUGGCCCGACCAUGGUGUCCCUCAGGAGCCAGGUGGCGUGCUCAGUUUCCUCACCCAAGUGAACGCUAAACAGGCUGAAUAUCAUGGUGCUGGGCCCAUGAUCAUCCACUGCAGUGCUGGGAUUGGUCGGACAGGCACGAUUGUGGUGAUUGAUAUGAUCAUUGACCUCAUUGACACUCUAGGUGUGGACUGUGAUAUUGACAUCACGAAAUACAUCCAGAUGGUACGAGAGCAGCGCUCUGGUAUGGUGCAGACAGAAGCCCAAUAUAAGUUCAUCUACCUAGCUGUGUCUGACCACAUACAGGCCACCAAAGUCAAAGACAACGCCUCCAUGCAAACUGAAACUGAGUAUGGAAAUCUGCAACUCAAACAUCAACCAGCGAGCAGGAAGCCCUCAAAAAAGGACGUUUACGAGAAUCUGUCAAAAGGAAAGAAAGAUGCGAAGAAGAUGAAGUCGGACAAGAAAAGUGGCUCAGUGAAGAAAAGAUAGAAGAGACUGAAAAGUUCUAUCACAGCAUGUCAAGUUGUUAUAUUUAUGCAGCACUAUUUUGUUAAUUUGUUUUUAGUUUUUAGUGGAAACGUUAUACAAAUUCAAAACAGGGACAACAGUUUGGCAUCUCAUAUGUCACAUGCUUGGUUGAUGCGUUUGUUUAAAGCCCCUCUAACUUUCACCUUCGAACCCUUAACCUGUUAGAGUGAAUGAGAAUCAAAACAAACUCAGGAGGUACCUCCUCCUCUUCUCCCUCCGCUCAUCCUUGCCCCUCCUGGCAUUGCAGCAACAAGCUCCUUUUUCCUGCCUAAAACAGUAAAACAAGUAAAUUAUACAAAGGUAUGGUUUUUCCCCGUAAUACUUAUACAGUACUAAUGUUCCAGCCAGUAUCGACUGCAUUCAGUGUUACAUAUUUUACACACAUAACGUUAUAAGGUAACCAUGAGUUAUAUGUGAAAUUACAUGAUCUGCUUUGAUAGUUCAACAAACUCCACUUUUCUAGUGCUGAUGGCAUAAAUUUUAACAUCUCACUAAAAUUCAGUUUAAUUAAAUGUAGUUGCAUUUGUAUAGUGCUGAAUUAUAACAAAAGUUGUCUCAGGACACUUUACAAAGUCAGAUCUAGUUAAUAAUAAUAUUAUUAUUAUUGUAGAGGAAAAACU
Messenger RNA from Monopterus albus (swamp eel), 2977 nucleotides. It is a transcript of the gene ptpn6, whose product is annotated as protein tyrosine phosphatase non-receptor type 6. The record is from RefSeq and is a predicted model, not a curated record. Gene Ontology annotation, cellular component: cytoplasm. Gene Ontology annotation, biological process: mitotic cell cycle; intracellular signal transduction; cell differentiation. Bases 576 to 2318 code for a protein of 580 amino acids. NCBI's taxonomy places the organism in Eukaryota, Metazoa, Chordata, Actinopteri, Synbranchiformes, Synbranchidae. Gene Ontology annotation, molecular function: non-membrane spanning protein tyrosine phosphatase activity; phosphotyrosine residue binding. The transcript has 16 exons.